AUGAGUGAUAUCGCCGCCCUCGAAAGUGAGAUCAACGAAUACAAACUACAACUGGAGAACGUCCAGUCGAGUCUACAGAACGACCCCGAGAACGUUGAACUACAGGGUCUCAAAGUAGAACUUGAAGAAGUUAUUGCCCUCACCGAAAAGGCCAUUGCAGAACUAAAGCCUCCAUCAGCCCCAUCGCCCGCUACAAAACCCUCCACGCCCCCGGUGAAAGAGAAAUGGUCUAAAGAAAACCACCCCGCGUAUCAAGCUGGCUAUCGGAAGCCUGAAGUCGAAACAGAAGACGCGAAUACUCUCACAUCAUUCUCAGUCAAUGACACGGUAUCGGCCAGAUGGAAGUCGGGCGAUGGCGGCUUCUACACUGCGCGGAUCACCUCCAUCACGGGAUCAUCCAGCGACCCGGUCUACAUUGUCACCUUCAAAAACUAUGGAAACACCGAGACUCUGAAAGCCAAAGACAUCAAACCAAUAUCCAACGAGGCAAGAAAGCGUAAGGCUGAUGGAGUGUCAGGAUCGUCCACUCCAGUGCCGCCUCCAUCAAAUCCCAAUGUCAUCUCAGCUGCAGCAAGUGUCGACCCGACCCUGGCACAACAAGCCCGACGUGAACCGAGUAAGGUCAGUGAUGGUCCAAUUCGACCGGCCAAAAUUCCUCGAAAAGUCAAGGCGAAUAAGGAGCUGGAAGCGGGCAAAAACAAAUGGCAAGAGUUCGCGGCCAAGUCAAAGGCCGGAAAAUUGACCAAGAAAGAUAGCAUGUUUAGGACGGGUGAGAGUGUCAAUGCUCGAGUUGGAUUCACCGGCAGUGGUCAUGAAAUGCGCAAGGAUCCUAGCCGAACGCGACACAUUUACCAACAGGAAAGUCUGGAUGACUGA
Messenger RNA from Rhinocladiella mackenziei CBS 650.93, 876 nucleotides. RefSeq lists its product as uncharacterized. Bases 1 to 876 code for a protein of 291 amino acids. Lineage: Eukaryota; Fungi; Ascomycota; Eurotiomycetes; Chaetothyriales; Herpotrichiellaceae. The record is from RefSeq and is a predicted model, not a curated record. The transcript is spliced from 2 exons. Gene Ontology annotation, biological process: negative regulation of DNA-templated transcription. Gene Ontology annotation, molecular function: DNA-binding transcription factor activity.